Molecule: messenger RNA, 440 nt
Organism: Drosophila willistoni
Lineage: Eukaryota; Metazoa; Arthropoda; Insecta; Diptera; Drosophilidae
Product: larval cuticle protein 3
Exons: 2
Coding region: 1-339 (112 amino acids)
Cellular component (GO): chitin-based extracellular matrix
Molecular function (GO): structural constituent of chitin-based larval cuticle
Source: RefSeq, a predicted model, not a curated record
AUGUUCAAGCUUCUGCUCGUUUGCGCCCUGGCCGCUUUGGUGUCCGCCAACCAGGAUCCCGAGGUUAAGGAAUUAAUCAGCGAUGUACUUCCCGAUGGUUUCAAGAGCGUAUUGGUUUUGGAUAAUGGAGUUGUCGCCAAAUCAUCUGGUGAUGAAAAGGGCAACAUCAAUGGUGUCUAUGAAUGGAUAUCACCCGAGGGUGUCAGCGUGAAGGUGUCCUAUGUGGCCGAUGAGAACGGAUAUCAGCCACAGAGCGAUCUGUUGCCCACUCCACCACCAAUUCCAGCAGCUAUUCUGAAAUCACUGGAUUGGAUUAAAGCCAAUCCCAGCAAGGAAUAGACCAACGCAUAUUGUUCGCUAAGGCAAUACCUCAAUGAUGAUGAAAUGGAAAUACAAAUGGAGUGUCCUCUGAUGCUAGAUUUAGAAAAUAACUUAAAAAU